This is a messenger RNA of Macadamia integrifolia, 702 nucleotides long. Its product is annotated as tubulin-folding cofactor A-like. The record is from RefSeq and is a predicted model, not a curated record. The transcript has 4 exons. The coding region runs from base 163 to 501 and encodes 112 amino acids. NCBI's taxonomy places the organism in Eukaryota, Viridiplantae, Streptophyta, Magnoliopsida, Proteales, Proteaceae. Gene Ontology annotation, molecular function: beta-tubulin binding. Gene Ontology annotation, biological process: post-chaperonin tubulin folding pathway; tubulin complex assembly. Gene Ontology annotation, cellular component: cytosol; microtubule cytoskeleton.
CGCAACCCGCAACCCUCAACCGGCAACCCUUCUGUCCAGAUUUAUUUGCGAGAACAAACAGGAGGCAACUACAUCCGUGCUUCCUCUCACUCUCCGUAGCACAUACAGAAGAAGACGAAGGAGCCCUCGAUUCCGAUCUGCUGAUCAAAAGAAUCGGUCAAUAUGGCAACCCUUAGGAAUCUGAAAAUCAAAACGGGCACUUGCAAGCGCAUCGUUAAAGAACUGCACUCUUAUGAGAAAGAGGUUGAAAGAGAAGCAGCUAGAACUGCUAACAUGAAAGAGAAAGGAGCUGAUCCAUAUGAUCUUAAGCAGCAGGAAAAUGUUUUGGCUGAGUCAAGGAUGAUGAUUCCGGAUUGCCAGAAGCGCCUGGAGACCUCACUAACCGACCUAAAAGGAACUCUGGCAGAGUUAGAGGAAACAAAUCAACAAGGCCCUGAAAUGGAUGAAGCUCGAAGCACUAUUGCCGAGGUUGAAGCUUUGUUUCAAAAGAAGGAUGCUUAAUAUUUCUGGCCUAUAUCAGUUAUUUAGUUUAGAUUCUUCUCAAUCCGCCUUACCUAUCCCUCUUGAUAACUCCUCAACUUUCUGUUUAGGGUUUGUAUCAUGUGCUAUACUUUUCAUGAUGUAGCUUGGUAUAUGAUGAAUUUUGUAAGCCUUUCAUUUUUGGUGCUGCAAUUGCAUCUCCUACUGCGUCAUUUAUCUCUA